AAAAGCUUCUUUUCUUGAUUGGACUCCAACCCAUUACUUUUUCACACACACACAAAAAUACAAUUACCUUCUAAUUCUCAUUCCUUGGUUUUUUGAGAGGAACAAAAAUAUAAAGGAUUUCAUCAUUUCAUUCUUAUCCCUUUUAAUUAAUAUCGAGAAAUGCGCGAGAAACAAACCCACCUCCCCCUUGCACCCCAUUUUUGUCACCCACCACACUAAUAUCCACUCGCCGACUUCCGAUCUGUUUUCAGAAUGAUGGGGAAGCUGUAUGUCAAAAUGGAUCCCCCCGCGGAUCUAAACCGCAACACCGAGUGGUUCACCUAUCCCGGGGUUUGGACUACCUAUAUUUUGAUUCUCUUCUUCUCCUGGCUCAUCGUUCUCUCUCUCACCAAUUGCACCCCCGGCAUGGCCUGGACCAUCCUCAAUCUCUCCCAUUUCGCGGUAACGUACCACUUCUUCCAUUGGAAAAAAGGGACCCCUUUUGGUGAUGAUCAGGGAAUCUAUAAUGGGCUGACAUGGUGGGAGCAGAUUGACAAUGGAAAGCAGCUUACUCGCAAUAGAAAGUUCCUCACAGUUGUUCCUGUGGUUCUGUACUUGAUAGCUUCACAUACAACUGACUACCAACAUCCAAUGUUGUUUUUCAACACACUUGCAGUGCUUGUGCUGGUUAUUGCAAAGUUCCCUAAUAUGCACAAGGUCCGGAUCUUUGGAAUUAAUGGGGAUCAGUGAAGGAGCUUCUUUGUGAAUCUGUUGGUUUUAACUUAAGUACGAACACUUGAUCCUUACAAUAUGUGUAAAGACGGUUCAUGCCAUGUAUAGAAAAGCUGGAAGUAAUGAGUAUAUUUUGGCCACACAAUAUAUCAUGCUCAAUUAGCUGUUUUUACGAGCCUACUCCAAAUCGAAGCAAUAAAUGUAGUGUCUUGUAUCUGUACAGUUGAAUACAGUUGAAAUUUAUGUACUUUGAAGAAUUUCUCUUGCCUUCAUAUCUUAAUCAAAGUAAUUUUUCCAGCA
This is a messenger RNA of Sesamum indicum (sesame), 1011 nucleotides long. RefSeq lists its product as uncharacterized. Gene Ontology annotation, cellular component: endoplasmic reticulum membrane. The record is from RefSeq and is a predicted model, not a curated record. Lineage: Eukaryota; Viridiplantae; Streptophyta; Magnoliopsida; Lamiales; Pedaliaceae.